ACAGUUACAAUUUUUACAGUGAGCUAAAUUCGAAUCGAAUUUUAUGGCCAGUUGGCUCCACCUACGUCUCAACACUCCAAUCCCCUCUUCGAUCAAGUUCGGAGCUACUCCACCACCUAUACCAGUGUCCGGCAACGACUCCGUAGCCAUGGCCAACUCAAUCCGAGUCGCCGCCGCUCAGAUGACCUCCGUCAAUGAUCUCGCCACAAACUUCGCCACUUGCUCACGCCUUGUAAAGGAAGCUGCUUCAGCUGGGGCAAAGUUGCUCUGUUUUCCUGAAAAUUUCUCUUAUGUGGGUGCCAAACAAGGGGACAGUCUUAAAAUUGCUGAGCCAUUGGAUGGACCUAUUCUUAGAGGGUACUGUUCUCUUGCAAGGGAGUCAAGCAUUUGGUUAUCACUUGGAGGAUUCCAAGAAAAAGGGUGUGGCGAUGCACACUUGCGUAACACUCAUGUAUUGAUUGAUGAUGCUGGAAAUAUUAGAAGUACAUACAGCAAAAUGCAUUUGUUUGAUGUGGAUGUUCCUGGAGGUGCAGUUUACAAGGAGAGUAGCUUCACCGAACCAGGGAAGGAUAUUGCUGUGGUUGACAGUCCCUUUGGGCGAAUAGGUCUGACAGUAUGCUAUGAUCUGAGAUUUCCCGACCUCUAUCAACAUCUACGAUUUCACCAUGAUGCACAGGUUUUGCUUAUACCUGCUGCUUUCACAACUGCAACUGGUCAGGCACACUGGGAGGUUCUUCUUCGUGCUCGUGCAAUUGAGACCCAGUGUUAUGUCAUAGCUGCUGCUCAAGCUGGAAAGCAUAGUGAAAAAAGAGAAAGUUAUGGUGACACCUUGAUAAUUGAUCCAUGGGGAACAAUAGUUGGGCGAUUACCUGAUCGGUCUUCAACGGGUAUUACUGUUGCUGAUAUUGACUUUUCUCUGAUUGAUUCAAUUCGAGCAAAGAUGCCUUUAUCUGUGCACCGAAAGCCUGCUGAUUUCUGGAGAUCUGCUUCUCUUUGAGUAAGGCCCUCUUUCUAGUUUCGAUUUCUGCACCUUUAAGGUGAAUUUGCUGCGAAGUUUGGUGUAUUAUCAAAAUAUGUCUUUUACAACAAACCUCGGUAGUCAUCAUUAGCCAAAGGAAUUUGUGAUGAAUUUAAAUAUUUUUCUUAUUUAUAUUAUUGUAACCCCUCAUCUACUGUUUAGAGUAUUCUUCUGGUUGCAUUUGCUCUUCAUUUAGUCAUAAAAUCCUUACAUUUGAUCUGUACAUGUAAACAUUUAGUACAUUCAUAGUGAACAUUAGUUCAUCAAAAUAAAAAUCAUGGCCAGGAGCCAUGUAUUCCUUGAA
Molecule: messenger RNA, 1322 nt
Organism: Ipomoea nil (Japanese morning glory)
Lineage: Eukaryota; Viridiplantae; Streptophyta; Magnoliopsida; Solanales; Convolvulaceae
Product: nitrilase-like protein 2
Exons: 9
Coding region: 44-997 (317 amino acids)
Molecular function (GO): hydrolase activity, acting on carbon-nitrogen (but not peptide) bonds, in linear amides
Source: RefSeq, a predicted model, not a curated record